AUGAAGAAAGUUCACACAAAGGAGACAGAGGAGACAGAGGAGACAGAGGAGACAGAGGAGACAGAGGAGACAGAGGAGACAGAGGAGACAGAGAAGACAGGGGAGACAGAGGAGACACAGAGAGCUCAUAGCAAGGAGACAGAGGAGAUAGAUGAGACAGAGAAAGUUCACACAAAGGAGACAGAGGAGACAGAGGAGACAGAGGAGACAGAGGAGACAGAAAAAGUUCACACAAAGGAGACAGAGGAGACAGAGGAGACAGAGGAGACAGAGGAGACAGAGGAGACAGGGAAAGCUCACACAAAGGAGACAGAGGAGACAGAGAAGACAGAGGAGACAGAGGAGACAGAGGAGACACAGAGAGCUCAUAGCAAGGAGACAGAGGAGAUAGAGGAGACAGAGGAGACGGAGGAGACACAGAAAGCUCAUAGAAAGGAGACAGAAGAGACAGAGGAGACAGAUAGAGGAGACAGACGAGACACAGAAAGCUCACACAAAGGAGACAGAGGAGACAGAGGAGACACAAGACACAGAAAGCUCAUAGCGAGGAGACAGAGGAGACACAGAGGAGACAGGAGAGGAGACAGAGGAGACAAGAGAGGAGACAGGGGAGACAAGAGAGGAGACAAAGGAGACAGGAGAGGAAACAUGAGACAGGAGACAGAGGAGACAAGAGAGGAGACAGAGGAGACAAGAGGGGAGACAGAGGAGACAGGAGAGGAGACAGAGGAGACAGGAGAGGAGACAGACGAGACAAGACAGGAGACAGAAGAGGAGACACAAGACACAGAAAGCUCAUAG
Eimeria mitis is the source of this 801-nucleotide messenger RNA. RefSeq lists its product as uncharacterized. Lineage: Eukaryota; Apicomplexa; Conoidasida; Eucoccidiorida; Eimeriidae. The record is from RefSeq and is a predicted model, not a curated record. Bases 1 to 801 code for a protein of 266 amino acids. The transcript is spliced from 4 exons.